Molecule: messenger RNA, 1289 nt
Organism: Juglans microcarpa x Juglans regia
Lineage: Eukaryota; Viridiplantae; Streptophyta; Magnoliopsida; Fagales; Juglandaceae
Exons: 4
Coding region: 212-520 (102 amino acids)
Source: RefSeq, a predicted model, not a curated record
AAAUAAAGAUAAACAGAACAUUUUCCUUUUUAUCAAUCGAUUAUAGGGUUGUAAUAACGAAUUAUGAAGCUCCACACUGUUGCUCCUCCUUUGUAUCAACCCAUCCACCAAUCACAAACGCAAACAACAGUAGAUUAUUAUUCUCUCUAAAAGUAUAAACCCUCGAAAAACCCUCGCCCUGUUGCCUUGUUUCCGACUCUGUUUGGGAAAAAUGGCUUGGCGUUCAGGAUCGCUGUCUCGGUCGUUGCUCACGACCGCUAAGUCAUCGUCUCGCAGUUCAUCUCCGCCUCUCCCCCGUCUUCGCCCGCCGCCUCUAGCCCCUCCAAGCGUCCAGUCCCGCCACCUCUCGUUCGCUAGUCCUGCUCCCAGGAACUUGGGAGAACUAGGAUGUACGCAGUCACUUCUACCGCUUGGCAACGUGUUGGCUACAACCCGCCUCACAUCUCACCUUUCUGUCAAUGUGCGGGCUUUUUGUGAGCUGUCCCAUGGUACCUUCCGACGUACUUGUCAGGAUCGCUAGUAGUCUCUUUCUUUUCAAUCGUGUUACAGUAACACUUUGGAGUACCUAAUUUUAUAUGUUUUUCCUAGCUCUUAUGAGACAUGGCGCCAUGUAUUAAACAUUGCCAUGUUAUGUAAUUUUCAUUUUGGUGACCUCUUGGAAAGUCCUCGUGUUGCACCCCUCGUUUACCUAUCAAAAAAUGUAAUUUUUAUUUCAGAAACAUACUGAUAUGUGAUUGUUGCCAAGAGCAUCAUUUGUAGUGUUCUGGCGUAAAAUUCAGGGAAAUGGUAACUCUACUGCUGUCUGUCUUAGAAAUUAGUACCUGUUUAGCUGAAUUCCAAGCUAUGUCCUGUUCAAAUACAUAAUCAUAGCAAAUUUCCUGUUGUUUCUUCCAGCAUGGUCAGGACUUAAAAGAAUUACAAAAGAAUGUGGAUUUUGCAAUAAGAAAGAAGUCGCAACACGUUCCUUUAAGCCUUGACAAUAAUAAUUUUGGAUGUGUGGUUUAUAGUCUUCCAUGUCUUCACAAGUUUUGAAGAGUUUUGAUGUUUUCUCGUUUGGAAUUUGGUAUGUGUGCUAUUUCUUUCACUCCAUUCGCUUAAAUGCCUUUUUUGCAACCAGCGUUUUUGUAUGUUAGUGUGUUUCAAUUUCUAUACUGGGGGGAAUACUCUGUCAUGGUUAUUUUUGUGGUUUCUCAUUCCAUCACUAAUCAUUGUUUGUUUGGGAAACAUUAUCGGGUAUCUUGGGAGUUGCCAUGAUUAUGGAAUUGUUUACGCAUGCUAAGUUCCUUUCC